AAUCCUUAUGUAUACAUUGUAUAUUUUCUUAUUUUAUUUCCUUAUAAUAUAUUUUUGAUAGAUUAAUUAUUGUGUUUCUAAAGCACCACUUGACGUAGCAUAGUUGAUACAGUUCUGGCCGAAGUUUCCUCAAAAUAACACUAGAGAGCACUUUCAUCAAUUUUAGAGUGCGCUUCGUUUCAUAAAUAUGAUGUAACGCGCUUUAAGCGCCAUCUUGAAACGAAGUGCAUCUAAUGUGGACAAAAAGAAUUACAACUCUUGAUGACACUGAACGUAUAAUUUUGUUGUCCAAAAUUAAUUUGUUCUUAAAUGCUUUUCGUGCAUUAAAUGGUGACUGCAUUUCUUGUUUUUUCGAAUUGAAAUAAUUCUCUUUAAUAUACCAUUAACUACUGUUAAUAGAUAUUAAUUAUUUUAUAUCAAGAAAUUCGUCGUGAAUUGUAUAUAUAUAUAAUGCAUUGCUAUUAACAAUCGCAAUACUUUCUAACCAUGUUUUUGUACAAUUACAAAAUAAAGUACAAAAAUAUCUAUUGAUAUCAUCAUUAUUUAUUCAAUGAAAGCAAAGCUGCAAUCAUUGUUUGUCACUGUACAUUUAGUACCUGAUCUUUAUAAUACACAUCUUGCCAUUAGCUCUUUGAUGUUUUAAUUCAUUUUAUUUGAUACCAUCUUAACAUCUUGACACUAUUUAAUCAAUUGCAUCUAUCAGGAAAUAAAUAUGUAAAUACCUACACAAUUGAUGAUAUUUGUAGGAUGUGAAUGAGUGUUGAAAUAAAAGAUCGUAAUACGAAUGUAACCCUAGAAGCAGCAAAUUUCGACACUAGUGUCUUUACUAGUAUCAAUCUUUACCACAAGGCAGCACGACUAAUAGUGACAACAGCACCUCCUGUCAUGGUAGACAGCAAUACUGAAGAUCUUGGUUCUUUAUACAAGUUUGUUCCAUCUGGGGGAUCUUUUAACAUACCGUGGCGUGGUCACACCGGAUGUAACCUUUUUUUUUCGCUUUCUUACUCAACAAUAAGAAUUCUUGUAUAUGUUUAACGAAAAAAAGCACAGCCGUUAUAAAAAGUAUUGAAAUUCGCGUAAGAAGGAAUUUCAUAUAACUUCACGUUAAUACAUAGAUAUAUGCUAUGUUCGGCCGUAGCAUAAUCAUGGCGACCAACAAAUCACAACGACUGGACGAUCUCGUACAAACGGUUACUCUACACAAUCCGCGAAAAUUAUUAUUCAAUGGUUACGUCUUACCUUUCAUAGUAUUGCAAUUAGUGUGGAUUUAUAGUUGGAUAUUUGUUUACGGUUUCAAUGAGUAUUACGAAGCAGGUCUGAUUGGAAUCGUUGCAAUCAGUGUACUACAAAUUUUUAUCUGCUUGUGCUGUCAAUGGUCUGUGCAUGUGCAUACCUUUUUAAAUUGCAGUUCGGAAAAGAAUCCAUAUAUAGCAAAGGUAGCAAAGGUGGUGCCUGUUCCAAAUAAUGGAAGUUCAGAACUUGUAAAAUUAAAUCAUGCAGACAAACAAGAACCAUGGUUUGUAUUUCAAAAAACGAAAUAUUAUUGGGAGCCAAAUGAAAAAUGUUUUAAAAGUCUUCAAUUUCCAAUCAAUCAAUCAAUUAAACAUUAUGCUGAAUGGAAGGGAUAUAUUGAUGAGAAGGAAGUCACAGCUGCUGAGGAAAAAUGUGGUAAAAAUAAAUUGGAUAUGUUUGUACCAGAGUUUUGGGAACUUUUUAAGGAAAGAGCAAUAGCACCAUUCUUUGUUUUUCAAGUAUUUUGCGUGGCACUUUGGUGUCUUGAUAAAUAUUGGUAUUAUAGUAUUUUCACUCUUAUUAUGCUUAUUAUGUUUGAAUGUACGCUUGUACAACAGCAACUCAGAAACAUGGCUGAAAUACGAAAAAUGGGAAACAAACCAUAUAUGAUAAUGGUUUAUAGAAACAGAAGAUGGCGUUAUAUGUUCACUGAUCAAUUAGUUCCCGGUGAUAUUGUUUCAAUAACAAGAUCACAAAAUGAUAAUUUAGUUCCAUGUGAUAUGUUAUUAUUAAGAGGCCCAUGUAUUGUGGAUGAAAGUAUGCUAACAGGUGAAUCUGUUCUUCAAAUGAAAGAGCCAAUAGAUGAUAUAGAUGGAAAUAGAGAUUUAAACAUAGAAGGCGAUGAUAAACUUCAUGUAUUAUUUGGAGGAACAAAAGUAGUACAACAUACACCACCCAGUAAAAAUGUGUCAGGUCUCAGAGCUGUUGAUAAUGGCUGUGUUGCUUAUGUUUUGCGUACUGGAUUUUCAACAUCACAGGGUAAACUCUUAAGAACCAUCUUAUUUGGAGUUAAACGUGUUACAGCAAAUAAUCUUGAAACAUUUGGAUUCAUUCUAUUUCUUCUGAUAUUUGCAAUUGGUGCUGCAGCUUAUGUUUGGAUCAAAGGCAGUGAGGAUCCAACAAGAAAUAAGUACAAGUUAUUUUUAGAGUGUACACUUAUUCUUACAUCCGUUGUACCACCAGAAUUACCCAUUGAAUUGUCAUUGGCUGUAAACACUUCCUUGUUAGCUUUAUCUAAAUUAGGAGUAUUUUGUACAGAACCUUUUAGGAUACCAUUUGCAGGGAAAGUUGAAAUUUGUUGUUUCGAUAAAACUGGAACUUUGACUAGUGAUAAUCUCGUUGUCGAAGGGAUAGCAGGGAUUGAUGGUAAAACAGAUGUGAUGCCAAUCUCAGAUGCACGUUUAGAAAGUGUGCAAGUACUUGCAACAUGCCAUUCUCUUGUUCAGUUGGACGAUGGAAUAGUCGGAGAUCCACUUGAGAAAGCUACACUGAAAGCUGUAAAUUGGAGCCUCACUAAAAGUGAUUCUGUAAUACCAAAAAAAGGCAAAUCACCUGUACUAAAGAUUUUACAAAGACAUCAUUUCUCAUCUGCAUUAAAAAGAAUGUCAGUUGUCGCAGGAUAUACAUCACCAGGUUCAUCUGAAAAUCAUUACAUAGUUACAGUGAAAGGUGCACCUGAAACUAUAAAGAAUAUGUUAUCUUCUAUCCCUGAUAAUUAUGAUUCAACGUAUUUAUCUCUUUCUCGUCGUGGUGCAAGAGUAUUAGCUUUGGGUUAUCGUAAGCUUUCAACUCCUAUAUCUGCCCAGGAAUUGAGAGAGUUUACUCGGGAAGAUUUAGAAAAAAAUCUUUUAUUUGCUGGAUUUGUUAUUAUAAGUUGUCCGCUUAAACCAGACUCUAAGGCAGUUAUAAAAGAAAUACUCAACGCUUCUCAUUCUGUAGUUAUGAUUACUGGAGAUAAUCCUUUGACAGCUUGUCACGUUAGUCGUGAAUUACAUUUUACAAAAAAAGCAGUUACUCUGAUUUUAACAAAAAACGAUGGUGAAUGGUUUUGGGAAAGUGUAGAUCGAAAAACACGAAUAUCUUUAAGUUAUAAAAAUGUUGAUUCAAAAGGCAGCGAAAUUUGGAGAGAACAUACGCUUUGUAUAACUGGAGAGGGACUCUCGUAUUUGAAUGAAAAUAAUAUGAAUCUUUUACGAAAGUUGUUACCACAUAUUGUAAUAUUUGCUCGAUGUGAACCAAAACAGAAAGAGUUUAUUAUUGUUUCUUUACAAUCAUUGGGAUAUACAACAUUGAUGUGUGGUGAUGGAACGAAUGAUGUAGGUGCAUUAAAACAUGCUCAAGUGGGUGUUGCGAUUUUGUCUAGUGCACCUGAAAGAGCAUCAGAGAAACGAGAAAAUUUAUCGGGUGGAUCAAGUGGAAAUACAAAUGCAACUGUAACAAAUACACCAAAAAGUAAUGGACCCCGGAUGAAUAUGAAACAACAAUCUAAUAUGCAAACAAAAAUACAAAAAAUCUUGAAAGAUCUUAAAGAACAGGAACAAUCUGUUAUCAUAAAACUUGGAGAUGCAUCUAUUGCUGCACCAUUUACAAGCAAAAUGUCUUCUAUUCAGUGUAUAUGCCAUGUAAUUAAACAAGGACGAUGUACGUUAGUUACAACAUUGCAGAUGUUUAAAAUUCUGGCUUUGAAUGCAUUAGUACUAGCUUAUAGUCAAUCUGUUCUGUAUUUGGAUGGUAUUAAAUUCAGUGAUGCUCAGGCGACUUUACAGGGUAUUCUUUUAGCAUCCUGUUUUCUAUUUAUAUCUAGAUCAAAACCACUGAAAACUCUAUCUAAACAAAGACCACUGCCAAAUAUUUUUAAUCUAUACACUAUUGCAACAGUCUUGCUGCAAUUUGCUGUACAUUUCUUUUGUCUUGUGUUUUUAGUAAAAGAAGCUACGCUUUUAUCUGUAAGGGAUGAUAAAUUAACAGCAACUUUUGCUACCAAUGCAGACGUAAAUCAAAAUGUUUCUAUUGAUUCUUCUAAUAAUAAUGAAGAUAAACCAUUUGAGGCCAAUUUAAUUAAUAGCACUGUUUAUAUAAUAGCUAUGGCACUUCAAAUAUCCACUUUUGCCAUUAAUUAUCGGGGUCAACCAUUUAUGGAGAGUCUAACACAAAAUAAAUCAUUGUUGUACAGUCUCUUGGGUAGUUCUGCUGUUGUUUUAUCACUAGCUUGUGGAAUAUUACCAGACGUAGCUUCGCAAUUGGAAAUUGUUGAUUUUCCAAAUGAUUUUCGAAGAGUUUUGGUUCAAAUACUUGUGGCAGACUUUGUGCUUGCAUAUAUUGCUGACAGAACUUGUUUAUGGCUCUUUGGAGAGGGAAAACAUAAUAAACUGUGAUGAGAACAUUUUCUGAAUAAGAUCAUAAUUUAUAAGGUAAUACUUUUUACGCACGAAAAAUAAGUCUCAAUGGUCUUGUUUUAUUGAGAUAAUUUGUCUACAUACUAAAUAUUAAGUAUCUCAUGUUACCUAAAGUAUAAACGUAUUAUUUUUUAAAUGGAUAUAUGUAGUGAUUUAAAAAAUAAGUAAGUUCGAAGAGAAGACGUGUAUGUGUAAAAUGUGUAAAAGUUUUGAUAUAUAUAUAUAUAUAUAUGUAUGUGUGUAUAUGUAUAUAUAUAUAUAUAUAUAUAUAUAUGUACAUAUAUGCAUACAUACAUACGUAUAUACAUAUACACAUAUAUAUACACACACAUAAUAUAUGUCGAAUAUAUAUAUAUUAUGGUGUCCCAAAAGUUUCUUUCUUAUCGCGUUAUGAAUGGUCUUAUCUGGUUCUGCUUGUGCAAAUAUGCAGGUUGAUCUAUUAGCAGUAUGUUAUCGGUUUCAGUCGUCCCAGAGCUCUUUUACAGUACUUUUCGUUCGUGUUACAAUCUCUUUUAAAACUUUUAUCCACAGCGUUAAAUAUGGAUAGAGAAAGGUGAUAUUUACGGCAUGUUAUACAUCAUUGUUUCAAAAAAGAUGAUAGUGUAAAGAAUACUUUCGACGAGAUUUGUACCGUGUAUACGGGGAUGAUGCUAUAACUAUUACAAUCGUUCGCAAUUGAUUUAAAAAAUUUCGAGGGGGAAAUUUUAAUCUGAAAAAUGAAGACCGGCAGCGGCCACCCAAAAACGACGGAUACGGACCUUAUCAAGGCCAUGCUUGAUGAAAAUCCGCGAUAUAAUGCCCGAGAUAAUGAAUUCCAUUAGGAUUCCCAAAACAACAGUACAUAAUCACCUAACUAAGAUGGGAUAUGUUAAUCGCUGCGAAAUUUGAGUUCCGCAUUUAUUGACAGAGACCACAUAUUGCAUUAACAAUAAGAGAAAAGUUCUUACAGUUUGAUUGGGAUGUUUUAUUACAUUCUGUAUAUUCUCUAGAUCUUGCUCCAUCUGAUUAUUACUUCUUUCUGUUCUUAAAAAAUUCUCUUCGCAAUAUGCCCUUUAAAUCCAUCAGCGAAAUAGAAGCGCACCUCUAAGAUUAUUUUAUUUAUUGUCCGAAACAUAUUAAUUUUGGGAAGAAGCCAUUAUGAGACUUCCUGAGAGAUGGAAGAAGGUAAUAGAUCAAAAGGGUUCUUUUAUAACAAAAUAAAUAAUAUCUUAAACAGUAAAUAUUGUGUAUUUAUUACAUAUUAGAAAAAGGAAAGAAACUUAUGGGACACCCUAAUAUACAUAUAUUUAUAUAUAUGUCGAAUGUAUUUUUAAUUCGCGCAAAAAAAAAAACGCAGGCAAUGUGAAUAGAGAAUGGCAUAAUUCGAUUAUUUCUUUGUAAAAUCAAGGAAAUGCGAUCUGUGAACAUAAUUUUAUUAUCUAUUAUGAAUUUUAAUAUUCAUAAUGGAAAAACUAAUAAUAAUUUUUAUGUUUAAGAAUACGGAAUGAAAUGAUUAACAACGUCAUGAAGAAUAUAUGUAAAAAUCAGUAAUAUUACAUGAGGUAGCAUACAUCAGACAUGAAAAUUUUAUUCCGUCGUUGGUAGCCUAAUAAUUUAAUAAGACAUUUUAAUGGCAUAAAAAUAAUCUCAUCAUUUUUCGAAUUCAUUUACGCGUUUUAAAUAAAUCAAUCCUGAUACAGGUAUUGUAUAUCUUGCUAUAUUACUUUUUUUUUUUUUUUCUUUUUUUUUUACUCAAGACAUUUUAUAAUAUAUUAAUAUAUAAUUAAAAGUUUCUGUAUUUUGGAUCGUAAUUAUUUAAUAUAAUAUUUAAGAAUAAUUACAUAAAAUGAACUGAAGUAACCAGCGUGCAUUAUUCGAUCUCACAAUCAAUGAGCUAUCGAACUGUAAUUACUUUUUUUAAUUCCAUUAGAUAUUGUUUGCAAUUUUUCACGUGAACACAUUCCGUUCGCUUCAUUAAAGAAAAAGAAUAAUUAUUGGAGAUGUAAAUAACUUUAGAAGUUAUUGUUUUGAAGUAUUACGUUGUUAUUUCUAUUGUGGAAUGCACUGGUUAAUAUAUUUCAUUGUAUAUAGUAACAAUUGCAUUCCAAUCUUAAGAAUAGUGUUACAAAAUAUCACGUCAUGGACAAAUUAUUUGGUGAUUUCAAAUAUGUCAGAAAUAUGUGAUAUUAAAAAUUUUGUUUUGAAGUUAUUUCAUAUUCAUUCAA
Molecule: messenger RNA, 6892 nt
Organism: Vespa crabro (European hornet)
Lineage: Eukaryota; Metazoa; Arthropoda; Insecta; Hymenoptera; Vespidae
Product: endoplasmic reticulum transmembrane helix translocase
Exons: 18
Coding region: 1125-4667 (1180 amino acids)
Biological process (GO): intracellular calcium ion homeostasis
Cellular component (GO): endoplasmic reticulum membrane
Molecular function (GO): P-type ion transporter activity; ATP binding; ATP hydrolysis activity
Source: RefSeq, a predicted model, not a curated record